UCUGCUCCAUUCUGUGGAUGUAAAAUAUUGUGUUUUGUUUUUUCGGUAACAGAAUCAUCAAGUCAGUCCAAUGUUGAGACAUUUACUGCAACACUGGCAUCAAUGACCAAGUCCACGUCUGCUCCUCAUGUGGGCUGCCUGGCUCUGAAUCGACGCUCCCUCAACCUCAGAAACAAAAGCCACAGUUACAUGAUACAAAGGAAUUCUCAGUUGAUAGAGGUCACCGUAAAUGCAUCCGAACGGAUUGUUCAUCUGAGAACCCCGAACGAAACCACAGUGGGAAAAAUUAUGGAUUCCUGUAUCAAAAUGCUGAACCUGACAGAAGAUAAAAGUCUAUUCACUCUAAAAGAGAAGCAAGGUUCUUUAGAUCUCCCAGCAGAUCAGCAGAUUGGGAGUCUUCUUACAUCAGAUAAAAGACAGUUGGAGCUGUGUUUACAUAAAACGGGGAAAAAAGCGUCCAGUGCUGCUGUUAAUGGUCCAAACAUGAAUGAAAACGGCAGCACAGACACAAACGUGCAGGAGGACCAGUCUGCUAGAGAAGAGAGGAUGAAGGAACUGCACCAGCAGGUGGACUCACUGCACAACGUCAUCUCUCAGGUCCAGGAACUCCACCAAAGUCUGGUAGAAUUUUGUGCCGAGCUAAAGAACAUGGAUAAAGAUGCUGAUGUGGAGCUGCUCGGCUCAGUUGAGCUGAAACAGAGGCUGGAGUCAGUCAGCGGCAGACUGAGUGAGAAGAGACAGAGUCUGCAGUGUCUUAAAAACAACGUCAACACUUCAGCUGUUCACCACUCAAAGCAGUUGGACGUCCAGCUGUUAGAGAAAAUGAAGUUUAACUGUCAAGUGUUCAAGGAGGAAAUAACCAUAGUGCACCUCAGCCGACGGGUGGUUCACCUGCAACAUGCUCUGCAGGAAACCAAGGAAAAAGCUAGAAACAGAAGUCUGGCCAUCCACAGCUUGAGCCAGCUGGUGGCGCCAAAUUCUUCAGCCAUGUUCCUGGUUUUAGAGGAGAACCAGGUCCCUGAAGGUCAUUAUGGAUUCACGUGUAGCUACACAGAGGACCGUGGACUGGUGGUGGUCGAGGUGGAAAACACUGAACUACACGUAGAUGACAGAUUAGUGGAGGUGAACGGUACACCUGUUCUCAACUACACACUGGAAGAAUUGACUGACCUCCUGCAGCAGGGACCCAGGGCUCAGAUUGUUGUCCUUCGCCAGCCUCCACCAACACUGCCACACUGCCAGGAGCAUCUGGUUAGCGCAGAUUCCAUGCAGAUCACUCGUACACGGAGCGAUGCUGUCACCAUGGAAACUCUGCCGCGACGGAAAGUGGUGGCAAUCUGA
Molecule: messenger RNA, 1341 nt
Organism: Cynoglossus semilaevis (tongue sole)
Lineage: Eukaryota; Metazoa; Chordata; Actinopteri; Pleuronectiformes; Cynoglossidae
Exons: 9
Coding region: 103-1341 (412 amino acids)
Molecular function (GO): protein binding
Source: RefSeq, a predicted model, not a curated record